UGGUUCCAAGUCAAAUCGGUCGAACUGGCUAUCCGGUUUAAAUAUGGCCAUCAUCCCCAACAUGUCAUCUUCCACAAAUGGGUUCUGAAUCAAAAGAUUUGGAGAUGGCAUACGAAGACAGGAUCAGCAAUUUACCAAAUGAAAUUCAAUGUGAAAUAUUGUCACGUCUCUCAACAAAAGAUGCCGCCACAACCAGCGUUUUGUCAAGGUGCUGGAGACACAAAUGGACCGCUCUCGCCGAUCUAGAUCUACACACUCCACGCACUGUUAAUCUCAAACCAUUCCUGGAUUUCGUUAGCAGGGCUCUGGCGGUUCGCUCAUUCCCAUCCAUCAAAAGAUUUAGACUUCAAAUGGACGGAGAUUGUCCAAGUUCAAGCUUAAAGUCAUGGAUUGAAGCUGCGGUUCGUUAUAAAAUUGAGGAGCUGCAUCUUUGCAUCAAACAAGGAGGCAUUCCAGUUCCCGGUCAUCUUUUCAGGUGCGGAUCUGUAAAGGUUUUGAAGCUUCAGGGACGUGGCUGUUAUAUUGAUAAGAAUUAUUUUCCAGAAACUAUAUGUAUGCCGAAUCUCAAGAUCCUUCAUCUUCAAGGAAUUGAGUAUCCAGGUGAUUCUACCAUAGGUAUACUGUUAUCGUGUUUAUUUAAUCUACAAGAAUUGAUUAUCUAUAGAUUAAUGGACUAUAAUAAUAAGUGUAAGACUAUCCAUAUACAGUCUGGUUCAUUGAAAAUUAUCAAGCUUCACAUGUGGAGUGGAUGCUACAUGAAAAACACUAGGGUUGUCGUCGAUGCGCCGAAACUUGAAUUUCUUGAGCUUUUAAGUCUUCACUGUCUAAUAGUUGACAUGAAGGCUAAUUCAUGCUCAAUAGUUCAUGUGGCUUUGUAUCUUAAUUCAUAUCUCUCCUAUCACCCUAAAGAUGCCGCUAUUCGAUCCGCUGCUCUUCAAUUUAUCUCCAAUAUUUCUAGUACUGUUAAAGUCUUAACCUUGUCUCCAGACAUUCUUCAGGAUAUUUUUGAUGCAUCCAGCAAAAAUGUGCCUUCUUUUCCUAACUUGAAUCACUUGGUGCUGAGAACUUUCCAAAGUGGCAUGUCAAAUUUGCUUCAUAUGCUCAGAAUUUUACCAAAUUUAAAAGUUCUUGCACUCAAUAAGGUUCAUAAACAUUUUUUUCCAUCGGAAUAUUGGGAUGAUGAACAAAAUGUUGUGCCCCAGUGCUUGAACUCAUCCAUCGAAAGGUUUGAAUUUAAGGGAUACUCAGGCUGUUCAGGAGAUGUGAAAAUUCUAGAAUACAUCGUGAGAAACGCAAAGGCGUUAAAGGAAUUUAACGUCUUAGCGUUUUCUUCUGACGAUUCUGAGGAACCAUUCAAAUAAGAGCUUUUAAACAAGUUAUCAGUAUUGCCAAAGACAUGUCAAGUUAAAAUUGAACAUUCUAUGUGAUCUCAGUUUUAAAAUUAAUUAUUUUAACUUUUGUUAGUUUCUCGUAUUUAUAAACAAUCAAACUCUUUUCCAUUUGAAUUAUAAAACUUUUUACUGUCCGAAUCCGAACUGCUUAAAGGAACAAACUUGUAGAUCCACAGCUUUGGACCCAAAGGUUGCUCUUAUUCGAAUGGGCACUAGAGAAAGGUACAAUGUAUUUUGACUUUAUAUUUUUAAUUAUACAGUGCUUUAAUUCAAUUGGGUGUAUCGUAAUUUAAUUGCUUUUGAUCUCUGAAAUUUCUCUUUUUCUCUAUAGCACAAUCCUGCCUUCUUGAUGAAUUUAUAAAUUGAUCUUUAGCUCUCACUUUCAUGUAUCAGUUGUUCGAAUAAUGCUGCUAAACUGUGUUCCUAGCUUAUGUCUAUGAUAUAAAGGUAUGUGCUUGUCAAGUGAUUGCUAUUUGCGAUAGUUUCGAGUUUUGAAUUUCUACCAAAAAUGUGAAUUCAUACUGAAAAUCUUUUAGAAUAAGAUGGCGUAAGAAUGUUCACCACUGUCUCAUAACUUUAACCUUGUGAUGACUAAUUUUAUCCUUCUAGUCUAAAUUUUCCCCAGUUUGAUUAUUUUCCCAAAUCUUUUGGAUCUUGAUAUGCUUAACGACGUCAACAAGCAGUGACAGAAGGAUAAUAAUUCAAUGGUACAAGAGAUUAUAAGGCUUGAAAACUGGCAAUCUUGGGUUGAUAUGUUUCAGAUUAAGCUAUUAGCUAAUAACAUGAGAGAAAGCUUGAUUCUUGAAGCGACAGAUUGUGUUAUUAUUGAAUAUUUGAUGCACAGCUGGAAAGCUUGGAACUAACUCAAGGUGGAAGAUCUUCCUUUAUUUUUUGAGUUUUGCAGGAAUUUUGGCGUUUUUAACGCAAUGGAAGACCUAAGGGGACGUUUUGGUAUCCCAAUUUGGAUUUGGUAUUCAAAUUUGAAAAAUUUACGUUUAGGAAUAGGUUUCCCUUUUUAAUGUGCUUUCUACUGUUUUUAGGGCUCCGUUUCUUUAUUUUUCAUCUCUUAAAAUAGACUAAAAUAUUGUCAUCUCUAUUUUCAUUCUCGUUUUUUUCGUUAACCUGGCCUCCUUUCCUCUAUCUUCGUCCAUCAACACCAUUAUCCAAUCCUCCGAUCACCAAUUUCCUCUCCCUCCAAUGAUGUUGAAGUGUUCGUUGUUGUGAUAUGCUUUAUGUUCUCGGAUUCUUGUUUGAUCUCGCGUCAACACCAACUUAGUCACUGAAAUUGUAAGUAACAACUUUAUGAGUGUCUUUGGGGCAUAUACUAUUUUUGGGGUGAUUGUGUUGUUAUAAAGUGAUAUACUUUUUUUUUA
Mercurialis annua (annual mercury) is the source of this 2764-nucleotide messenger RNA. RefSeq names its product F-box/FBD/LRR-repeat protein At1g16930-like. NCBI's taxonomy places the organism in Eukaryota, Viridiplantae, Streptophyta, Magnoliopsida, Malpighiales, Euphorbiaceae. The record is from RefSeq and is a predicted model, not a curated record. The transcript is spliced from 3 exons. The coding region runs from base 78 to 1361 and encodes 427 amino acids. Gene Ontology annotation, molecular function: protein binding.